AUGCCACUUUCGCAGGGAUCAUCCAGAUCGAAAUGGCACAUCCAAAACUCACUAACUCUCUUUGAACUCAUGGACCGUUGGAGACCCGUGUCCCUUAGAUCAAGUCCAGCGCCCCACCCAAAUUGGGUGAAAGGCUGCCAGGGCGAGCCCGAGAUGGCUCCAGCGCAGGAGAUGCAGCCCAGUUUCGUGGUGGGUCCCACCAGCCCGAGGAAGUCCAAGGGCAAGUCUUGCCUGGGCUGA
Prunus armeniaca (apricot) is the source of this 240-nucleotide messenger RNA. The record is from the annotation of a GenBank genome assembly. Lineage: Eukaryota; Viridiplantae; Streptophyta; Magnoliopsida; Rosales; Rosaceae.